Pocillopora damicornis (cauliflower coral) is the source of this 924-nucleotide messenger RNA. Its product is annotated as adenosine receptor A1-like. The record is from RefSeq and is a predicted model, not a curated record. Gene Ontology annotation, cellular component: membrane. Gene Ontology annotation, biological process: G protein-coupled receptor signaling pathway. Gene Ontology annotation, molecular function: G protein-coupled receptor activity. Lineage: Eukaryota; Metazoa; Cnidaria; Anthozoa; Scleractinia; Pocilloporidae.
AUGGUGGUUCAAUUGUGUAAUGAAAAACUGGAGGGUUACGUCAAAGUUCUUCAUUUUGGUUGGCGUUUCGUGCUUGUGGUUUGUGUUUUAAACUUGUUAUGGGCUGUGGUCGCAGUUCUGGGCAAUGUCCUCGUCAUACGGGCCCUGAUGAAAGCAAAGACGAUACCCGCUACUUUACGACCACUUUUCUUGAGCCUUGCUGUUUCUGAUCUCACUGUUGGAUUAUUUGCUCAGCUAAUGUUUGGUGUUGUUAUGGCUUUAAUGUUGAAAAUGUCUGCUGAUGGAAAUUUCAACUUGGACUUAUUUUGUCCCUCUAUUGUGACGAUAUCUCAGCUCUCUUUGUAUGGGUUGGUGACUGCAUCUGUUCUAUCGGUUGCUGCCAUUGCAAUCGACAGGCUUCUUGCGGUGUCACUUCAUCUACGAUACCGAGAGCUAGUGACGCCAAGAAGAACUAUCAUUGUUGUGAAAUUAUCAUGGAUUGCCAGUGGGAUUAUUGCCGGCAUUUACAUUUUUCUUCCCAACUACAAUGACAUCGUGGGAGUGUUCAUGGAAGUAUCGAUGCUUCUUGUGACAGCAUUCGCUUAUUGUCGGAUCUACAAGGUUGUGCAUUAUCAUCAAAAUCAAAUACAAAGUCAGAUCUCACAUCAAGAGGCAAUCGAGUUUGCUCGAGAAAAACGAUCAAGCCUCAAUACCUUUUGUGUCUUUGUGGUUCUGUUAGCUUGUUAUCUCCCAGACUUGUGUUGUGGUAUCUUGAUUUUAGCUGAAGAAUCCCGAAUGCAAUUUUUGAUUGCGUUCCACGCAUCAGGCUUCUUAGUAUUUCUCAAUUCUUCUAUUAAUCCCUUGAUCUAUUAUUGGCGAUAUCAAGAGAUUCGUGGGAUCAUGAAAAACACUGUAAGAUCGAUAUUAUCCGUCAGAAAUUCGUGA